Mus caroli (Ryukyu mouse) is the source of this 3572-nucleotide messenger RNA. It is a transcript of the gene Apmap, whose product is annotated as adipocyte plasma membrane associated protein. Gene Ontology annotation, cellular component: endomembrane system. Lineage: Eukaryota; Metazoa; Chordata; Mammalia; Rodentia; Muridae. The record is from RefSeq and is a predicted model, not a curated record. Gene Ontology annotation, molecular function: arylesterase activity.
UAUGUUGUGUGGUUCCAUUAACAUAAUACUUGAAGAUACAUAGUAGCACUGUAACCUUUCAUAGUGUUUUAUAACAAGGGCUCUGGGUCCAGACAUUUUCUACUCUCUACUAUUGCUAAUGGCAACAGCAGGCCUAGACUCCAUUCUGCUUUUCUGGUGUUCCAGUUUUGGCAGUGGGCAUUGCCUGUCAAAAAUAAAAUCCAUCCUCAAACCCUUCCCUCAGAUCUGUUCUGUUAAAUAUGACUCCUCAUUUUUUUAAGUGUAUAUUUAAAAUUUUUAGAUAGGAAAAAUUUCAUAAGUUCAUGAUUUUAGCUUUUUAAAAUUUUCUCGUUAACCUUUUUUUUUUAAAAUUAUUUUCGUAUGUGUGUAUUUGUAUGUGUUUAUGCAUGAGUAUAGAUGUGUGGGCAUCCAUGACACAGUGUACAUGUAGGCUUUCCACUAUUUGAAUUCUGCGGACUGAAUUCAGGUUAUCAGCCUUGGCAAUAAGAGCCUUUAUCCACUGUAUUACCAGCCCCCUUAAGUUAAUCUUAAUGUCAAGUGUUCAGUAAAAAUUCGUGUCAUUUAUGUAAAGAGAUAAUGAUUCUGUGAGGUUUAGCAAGAGGCUAACAGUCGUCACUUAUUUUUUUUUUUAAACCAGAUAAGAAUAUGUGAGGUGUUCUGGUCAAUGCUGUCAUUUGUCUGAAAGCUACUCAGAUUCCAGAGAUAGCACUUAGAUUGGUAAAGCCUUUUGGAAUUUAGUUUGUUCUUUUUUUAAAAAAAGAUUUAUUUAUUCUAUGUAUAUGUACACUAUAGGUGUCUUUAGACAUACUAGAAGAGGGCAUCAGAUCCCACUACAGAUGGUUGUGAGCCACCAUGUGGUUGCUGGGAAUUGAACUCAGGACCUCUGGGAGAGCAGUCAGUGCUCUUAACCUGAAGCAAUCUCUAAAGCCUGGCCUUUUGGAAUUUUAACUGCUGAAUCCAUUUGAAUUCCCCAGGAAUACCUACCAAAUUCUACCAAAGGAAGAAGAAGGAGGAUUUCCUCUGAUUCUUGAAAUGGGGAGGUACAUAAUAGUUUGGAAAUUAGGGCCUCAGAGUUGUCAGGGCUUCUGUUUCCUUCAUGAAAAUCUCAGUCCAUCCCCACCCGUCUGCUUACCUUCUUUGUGUAAGUUAGGUGAAUAUAUCUAUCAUGUUGUUGCAAGUCUUUUCUCCCAGCUUUUCUGAGGCAGAAUGUUGGCAUGUAGUCCUGACUGAUCUUAAACUUAUAAUCCUCCUCCUUCAGACUUGUAAGUGGUGGGCUACAGGUUUGUGAACUGGGCAUGGCUCUUCCAUUACAUUUUGUAUUCAUUAAUUCUGUGAGUUUUUCCUUUAAAAUUCUGCUAGAAGAAAGAAUAUCUGGACUAUGACUGACCAGACACAGCUGCAAGAUUUUACACAAAGAAAUAGUCAUGUCUGCCAAGAUUGCCAAACUGCUAAAAUUUAACUAUGAACCACAAAGCUAGUGACCUUGCAGUGGGGAAACUGGGUGAGCAGAGAAACUAGUUCCUUUAGUGGCAGAGUUUUCAGAAUGACCUUUUUGAUGCUGGCCGUGUCCCUUGCCAUUCCCCUACUUGGAGCCAUGAUGCUGUUGGAGUCCCCCAUAGAUCCUCAGAGUUUCAGCUUCAAAGAACCCCCUUUCAUGUUUGGUGUUCUGCAUCCAAAUACGAAGUUGCGGCAAGCAGAAAGGCUAUUUGAAAACCAACUUAGUGGACCAGAAUCCAUAGUAAAUAUUGGGGAUGUGCUGUUUACUGGUACAGCAGAUGGCCGAGUUGUAAAACUUGAAAAUGGAGAAAUAGAGACCAUCGCUCGGUUCGGUUCAGGCCCUUGCAAAACCCGAGAUGAUGAACCUACCUGUGGGAGACCCCUGGGCAUCCGGGCAGGGCCCAAUGGGACUCUUUUUGUGGUUGAUGCGUACAAGGGACUGUUCGAAGUAAAUCCUCAGAAACGUUCAGUGAAACUGCUGCUAUCCUCUGAGACGCCCAUCGAGGGCAAGAAGAUGUCCUUUAUGAAUGACCUCACUGUUACUCGGGAUGGAAGGAAGAUUUAUUUCACGGAUUCCAGCAGCAAGUGGCAGAGACGAGACUACCUGCUUCUGGUGAUGGAGGCCACUGAUGAUGGGCGCCUGUUAGAGUACGAUACUGUGACGAAAGAAGUGAAGGUUUUGUUGGACCAGUUGCAGUUCCCUAAUGGAGUUCAGCUCUCUCCUGAGGAAGACUUUGUCCUAGUGGCAGAGACAUCUAUGGCCAGGAUACGAAGAGUCUAUGUGUCUGGCCUGAUGAAAGGAGGGGCAGAUAUGUUUGUGGAGAACAUGCCUGGAUUUCCUGACAAUAUCCGGCCUAGCAGCUCUGGUGGAUACUGGGUUGCUGCUGCAACCAUUCGUGCUAACCCUGGGUUUUCCAUGUUGGAUUUCUUAUCUGACAAGCCUUUUAUUAAGAGAAUGAUUUUUAAGCUGUUCAGUCAGGACACAGUGAUGAAGUUUGUGCCACGAUAUAGCCUGGUCCUAGAAGUCAGUGACAGUGGUGCCUUCCGGAGAAGCCUGCAUGAUCCUGAUGGGCAGGUGGCCACCUAUGUGAGUGAGGCGCAUGAACAUGAUGGAUACCUGUACCUGGGCUCCUUCAGGUCUCCCUUCAUCUGCAGACUCAGUCUCCAGUCGAUUUAGCCAGCCCAGCAGCUGCCCCACUGUGCAUGCCAGAAAUCACCACACUCAGUCACAUAGGUCUGGAAGGAGCCGUGGACACACAGCUCUGUCCCUGUGCUCCUGCUAGGCCUUGGAAGUGUGGGAGUAGCUGCUGUAACCUGGAGAAGGUAUGGACCUUACCCAUACUUUCUCCCAAGAGGUGCCUCUCACCUGGACUUGAUGUCAUUUUUAGAGGGAGAUAGUGUAUCUGCUAUGGGGAAGACAAAUCAUGGAAAGCCAUUUCUCUUUAAAAAAACAUGCUAAGUACAAGAAUUCUCUAGUACCUGGAAAAUUUAAUACACCUGUCACAGGGCUCAGGGUUUGAUGAUUAGAGCAGGGGAUUAGCUGUGCAGGGACCUUUGUAUUGCCAUUGGCUCUAUCUGACACUUGUAUCUUCAUUCUAAAGGGGGUCAUGCUUUUGGGGGUGGUAUUGCAGUAUGCCAUGGAAGUGGUAAUGCAUGUGUUGAGGCAGGGAUUAUUCAAGCUGAAACUUGUUCUCAGGGGCCGUGUGAGAUGUGUGAGAAUACCUGGACUUCGGGUAUUUCUCCACAGUAAAGGUGUGCUCUCCCACCCUCUACAAGCUUCUUUCCAUGCCAGAGGGUUUUCAAGACUCCUAUUUUAGUGGCCAGGAGAAUUUCAUUGGGUUUCUUUCUGACUGCCUUCUCCACUGGAAUUGGGUGACCCAGUGAGUUUGUACCUGCACAGGGGUGUUUUAGAAAUGCCCUUUUAUGGCUUGAUUCCUUUUAGACCUACAGAUGUGAUUAGUGAACUGUUGAUAUAAUGUUUGUGCUAAUGUAAUAAGCUCAAAGUUGCUUAUUUCUUGGCAAGUAUGUUUAUACACUGGUCUUAAUUUUGAUAAUAAUAAAUCAUAUUAAACCCA